AUGACUUCUACUGGUGGUAAGAGAGAUCCAACGACUCAUAUGACGGAGGUCAAUGUCGGGACCAGGGACAAAGCAGAGACUCUUGACGUUUCGAAUCUAAGACUCAGUGACAAUUAUCCAGAAGCAGGGUCGACGGGUAAAUCGCCACGCUUAACAUUCGGCGUGGAAUUUGAGAUGGCUAUUUGUACUCUCAGAAAUACGUGCCCAAACCCAGCACCAGAAGAUAGCCGGAGGGUCUACGACGUUGCUAGUGCCCUCAACUUUUCACCAUUGAAAUUUGAUCCUGUACUAGCACAAUUUUGCGAAGGCACCUCUACGAAUAUGCCACCUGCGGAAAUCUCAUAUGGAGAUAAAGGACUAAUUUCUGUAUGGGAAAAUAUUGUUCACACGCUAAAAUGUGCUGGAUUCCGUGCUGCACAUGUGGAAGCUCCGGGAUGUCGAGAGCGUGGAUAUACGCCUUGGAUGGCCGACAAGUGGAUGGUUGGAACGGACUUUAGUAUAAGCUGUCCAGAUGACACGAUCUAUGACUAUCAUAAGAUCGAACUUAAAUCUCCCGUCUAUUAUUUCAGCAAAGAGGCGCUUGAAGCAGUUGAAGAGGUAUGGAACAUCAUCCAAAAUACUUAUAAAGUCGUCAUCAACGACUCGAUGGGACUACAUGUUCAUGUCGGCAACGGGGUUGAUGCUUUCGAUGCCCCAACUUUAAGAAACCUGUGGGGUAUUCUCUGGACCACAGAGAAAUGGAUUGAGAAAAUCCAUCCUCCUCAUCGCAUACACAAUGCAGCCUGUCUGAGCCUUCAUUACUGCUCCAAAUUAUGGUUGGAGAUCGAACCACUGUCAUCUGAUCCGGAGGACGAGAUACUAGAUUGUAUCUUGAAAAGAGCACCUUCAAGGGUAGAGGCAUUCCUCGACACCAUGAAGGAUGCCGACUGUGCCUACAACUUCACCAAGUUAAAAAAAAGAUACUAUGAAGAAAGUAUCAUGCGCACCAUCGAGUUUCGCCAGCAUGAAGCAACAACUGAUAAGGAGCGAGUGACACAAUGGAUUCGAACAUGUGUCGGACUAGUACAAGCAUCUGCAGCUAGAGACCCCGCCAUACUCCAUCCAUACCUAAGACAAUUGAUUCAGAGAAAGAGAGAAGAACUUCACGUGGGGGAUAUUUUGGAAAAGCUUGGGCUUGAAACUGGGGCUUACUACAGAACUCAAAUACCAAGUGAAAAAGUGCCCGGCAAAAGUGCCCUCAAGAAGCUGUUGAAGAAGGCUACAACUUUUCCUCGAGGAUGA
This is a messenger RNA of Sclerotinia sclerotiorum 1980 UF-70, 1281 nucleotides long. RefSeq lists its product with no specific name. The transcript has a single exon. The coding region runs from base 1 to 1281 and encodes 426 amino acids. Lineage: Eukaryota; Fungi; Ascomycota; Leotiomycetes; Helotiales; Sclerotiniaceae. The record is from RefSeq and is a predicted model, not a curated record.